CUUCACUGGUUCUCUCCAGUUGUUUUGAAAAUGGCUCUGCGACCAGGAACUGGCGGAGCCGGCAGUUUUAUGUACGCUGUGGGAGGGGGCCUGGGCCCAUCUCAAGGAGUUCCCAUGCAGCCACAGCAGCAGCAGCAGCAGGGCUUCCCCAUGGUGCCCAUGAUGCAGCCCAACAUGCAGGGCAUUGUGGGCAUGAACUUUGGAGCCCAGCUGCCUCCGGGGGCCAUGCAGAUGCAGGGCGGCAUGGCCAUGGGGAUGCAGAUGAUGGGACAGCCCCAGUUCAUGGGCCUGAGGGCCCCGGGGCCCCAUUACACUGCAGACAUGCAGAAGCAGUUUGUGGAGGAUCAUCAGAAGCACAUGGAGCAUCAGCAGCGGCUGCUGGAGGAGGAGAGGAAGAGGAGGCAGUUUGAGGAGCAGAAACAGAAGCUGCGAAUGCUGAGCAGCAUCAAGCCCAAGGUCAGGGGUCACGCUCUGCUAGGGAUGGGUGAGAAGAGCCGGGACGAUGCCCUGGAGGCCAUAAGGGGAAACCUGGACGGGUUCAGUAGGGAUGCUAAGAUGCACCCAUCAGCCUCCUCGCACCCCAAGAAUCCAGCAGGUACCGUCCACAGAGACUCAUCGUCAUCCCACUCUUCUGUCACCCUUCACCCCCCUCCUCCCCCCGCUUUCCCCGAGGACGACGACGAUUUUAGCGACUUUAUUCAGGGCCCCUCCGCGCCCCCUCCCCCCACCUCCGCCCCUGUCCCACCUGUCCUGUCCUCGUCAAACCCCCUCAUAGCAGGCGCAGGUCGCUGGCCUGGCGUAGACGGAGGCCCGGGUCAGCGACCCCCUUCUGCCCCCCUCCCCCAGAUUCUCUCUCACUCUGUGCCCUUCCCACCAGCCUCCCAACCCUCUACUGUCACCUCCAGCUCUCAGUCUGCGGCCAAAGGAGUCGGGGUCUUCCCACAGCAGGAGCACCUCCAGCCCUUGGCCCCCUCUUGGCUGUACAAUGACAGCCUUGUUCCAGAGCUCUACAAGCAGGUGCUCGAGUUCACCAUGACCCCAGCUGGCAUAGACACGGGAAAGCUCUACCCCAUUCUGAUGUCAUCUGGCCUGCCCAGGGAGGCGCUGGGGCAGAUCUGGGCCACGGCCAAUCGUACGACACCUGGCAAGCUCACGAAGGAGGAGCUAUACACUGUGCUGGCCAUGAUUGGUGUGACCCAGAACGGGCUACCAGCAUCUCUGGAAGUGCUGAGCCAGUUCCCGUCCCCUCCGAUGCCCAACCUGCCCGCUGUUGCCAUGGUGCUGCACCAACACCAACACCAACACCAACACCAACACCAACACCAACACCAGCAACAACAUCAACACCAGCAACAACACCAGCAGGCCAGCAUGUCCCAGCCGCCCGUGCCCAUGGUGAUGCCCGCUGCUAUGGCGCCUGCCAUGGGCAUGACCCUCCCUGCCCCCGCCAUGGCCCCCAGCGCUCCCCCACAACUCCCUGCCAGCUUCGUCACAAACUUCCCACCCGCUCAGGAGACCAAACCCGAGGACGACGAGUUCCAGGACUUCCAGGGGGCCCCUAAAGCGGGGUCAGGGGACGUCUCUUUCACAGACUUCCAGGGAGAGGCCGGGGGCGGCUUCCCCUUCCUCGCAUCCUCCCAACCGCAGAGCAGUGCUCCUCCAAUGCUGAUGCCCGUGUCUGGAGCCACGACGUCCUCCUCUGACCGAUACGCCGCCUUCAAGCAUCUGACCGUGGAGCCGGCCCCCUCCCCGCCCGCGGCUCCAGAUCCUGAUGAUAAAUACAGCAUUUUCAGGCAGCUUGACCAAUCUGCAGACCAGAAGUGUGGAGGCGAGGGAUCUGAGGAGUUCCCUUCCGCUGGCGCCGACGACGGCUUCACCAGCUUCAAAACCGCCGACAGCGUUUCCCCUCUAGACCCUCCCGGCCAGGCCCCGAUGUUCCAGCCCGCUUUCCCUCCUUCCUCUCCCCAGUGCCCUCCUCGCUCUCUCCCCCAGCCUCACAUGUCCCCUCUCUGUCAGCCCAAAGCCCCCUCGCUCAGCAUAGCAGACUUCUUUUCCCCUCUGGCUCCUGCCUCCGCCCCAGCCCCCGCCCCCUCUGCAGAGGCCCCGCCCCUGGCCCCUCCCUCUGCCCCGCCCGCUCUGGCAGCCCCCCCAGGAGGCGGGGUCAGACCCCUCGCAGGGGGAGCGGGGACCUUCGGAGACUUCUCCCUCUUCGGCUCCAUGUCCUCCUCUUCCUCCUCCUCUGUAACGGGCGUAGCCCCCAUGGCAGACGCGGGCGGGGCGGGCCAGGACGACUUUGCCGACUUCGCGGCCUUCGGUAGCUCCGCGGGGCCGGAGGGCGGGGCCGCGGGCGUGGCCGGCCUCGUGGGCACGCCCCCCCGGCAGCGCUCCGCGGACAAGUACGACGUUUUCAAGCAGCUCUCCCUGGAGCUGUCCAAGGAGAGCGGGGCCGGAUCCCUGUCCUCCCUCCGCAGCGACGGGGACGACCUCGCCGACUUCCCCCCCUCCCGCCUGUGCGCCAGUCUCACCGCCUCCGACCGCAGCCUGGCCGGCAGGGCCAAGGAGGACUGCGUCUCCGUCAAGUCCCUGGACCUCCCGUCCAUCGGGGGCAGCAGCGCGGGCAGGGACGACUCGGAGGACGCGCUCUCCGUGCAGCUGGACAUGAAGCUGUCGGACGUGGGCGGGGACCUGAAGCACGUGAUGUCGGACAGCUCCCUGGACCUACCCAGUCUCUCCGCCCCCCAGCUCCCUGCCGCAGAAGCGGACGACUUGAAGUUCGAUCCCUUCGGCACCUCUGUCGCUAGCGGGAUGGGCGGCUACGAUUGGCCGGACAAGGAGGAACCCUCGGCCAAUCAGGGCGCAAAGCUGCAGCCGGGCUCGUCGGCCACGCCCAGCAAAGAGGCGGCCGGAGCCUCGGGGAGCGGCGCCGCCCACGCCAGCCCAUCGAAGGCCGGCAUUUUCCCCGCCAAAGACGGUGCGCCCGGCAACGCCAACUUCGAGGCCUUUGCUGAUUUUGUGUCUUUCAAGGAAGGGGGCGCUAACGAGGAUGACGAAUUUGGGGACUUUGCCGUCACCGUGGCGGAGAAGCCCGACUCACCCCGCCCCUCGGUUGACCCCUCCUUAGACGGCACCCAGGGUGAGGUCACGGACGAGUUUGGCGCCUUCCAGGGCGACAAACCCAAAUUUGGGAAAUUCGAUUUCCUCAAGGCCAGCUCCCAAGCCAAGGUGAGGUCCAGUGAGGAGAUGAUCCAGAGCGAGCUUGCGACCUUUGACCUCUCUGUGCAAGACUCGCAGAAGAAGAGCCUGGGAGAGAAAGAGAUGGGUCGCUCCACCCCCUCUCCUGCCCCCGAACAGCCCCACCGCGACCGCUCAAACACCCUGAGCGAUAAGCCCACUCUGCCCGUCAUCCGCGACAAGUACAAGGACCUGACCGGGGAGGUGGAGGAGAGUGAGCGCUACGCAUACGAGUGGCAGAGGUGUUUGGAGAGUGCGCUGCAGGUCAUCAGCAAGGCCAACAACACCCUCAACAGCAUCAGCAGCUCUGCCAUCUGCACAGAGGUGAUCCAGUCCGCACAGGGAAUGGAGUAUCUGCUGGGUGUGGUGGAGGUGUACCGGGUGACCAAGCGGGUGGAGCUGGGUAUCAAGGCCACGGCGGUGUGCUCUGAUAAGCUCCAGGAGCUGCUGAAGGACGUCAGCCGGGUGUGGAACAACCUCAUGGGCUUCAUGUCCCUGGCCAAGGUCACGCCUGAUGAGAGCUCGCUGGAUUUCUCCUCCUGUAUCCUGAGGCCUGGGAUAAAGAAUGCCAAGGAGCUGGCCUGUGGAGUCUGUCUGCUGAAUGUGGACUCUCGCAGCAAGGCUUUCAACUCGGAGACGGACAAUUUCAAGCUCUUCUACGGGGGGCACCAGUACCACGCCAGCUGCGCCAAUUUCUGGAUCAACUGUGUGGAGCCCAAGCCCCCAGGCCUCAUUCUGCCAGACCUGCUCUGAGGCCCUGCCUGCCGGCGCCAUGGUAACGCGCGCGCUAGCCGCUAAUUGGCUCUGGAGCUUGAAAACAUUCCAGCCCCCUGGAGCCACACAUCGAGGUUAACCUUGCUUUCAGAGUGAAUGCAGGAGUCAUGGGGGCCUGCCCGGAAAAGUUCAACUAAAUCGCUCUUGUUUAUUUAUUUAUUAAUUGUUUAUUUUUGUCCUCAUUUACCACACUAGAGCCACUGCAGCCUAGCAGCGGAAAUGAACAAUUGUCAUUGAACAUAAGGCCGGGGUCUGUGUGGAAAAUGCUGCUCUCGUGUUACACUGUAACGUAAUAUCCAUCUUGCGCGGCCAUUGUUUUGUCGUUGUGUUCCCCCCCCCGUUCUUCUUCUUUAACCUCGUCUGUUCCUGGCAGACCGGUGUGGAAAGCCCAUGGCUAAUACCAGGCUUUCAGGGCAUUUACUCUCACGUACUGAGGGAGGCAGCAAGUAGCCACGCGGCUAAUGCUGCGUAUACACAAAUGAUAAAUGUUGGAAAUAAUGUCGGGAUGAGGGAGCAGGGCAUCCUGAAAGAGGCUUCAGCUGUGCUCUCAGGCAAGACUGGGGAGUUCCUCCUUCUUUUGGCCCAAAAGUUAAAAUGGUAAUCCCUUCCAAUCAAUUCAGUAUCUGCUAUGGCAUAUCACUCCAAUUGGGUCUAAACUUCUAUUUGAUUUCUAUUGUUUUAAUGUAGAGUGUAAGCUUUCAAAAACUGUAGUAAGUAAUCAUUACAGAUGCGGUUUUUAAAUGAAGCAGAGGGAGAGAGAGAUAAUGUGGUAAUUGUAGUCUUCAGGCCUAAUGCUGCCGCUCUGUCUACUUGUUUAAAAUAUCUUCUUUUGGGCUGUGGUAUCUUUACUGCUGGAACUAAGGCUCUUUGGUUGCUGGGUCUUUUACUAGAUUUUAAAACAGUAAUUAAACCUUCAAAGCCUCUGCACUGUGCUGAAAGGCAGUGAUAUUCUUUCCAAUGAGAAUAUUGUGUGAUGUACUGAUUCUGAAUGUCUUUUGUAUGGUUUCUGAGGGAUUAUCCUGGUGAGUAAUUAUGAAGCACUGUAAAUACUUUGAAAGGGAGCGUGGCUGGGAGCUUGUGAACGGGACUGGUCUGUGUAAGUGUUGCAGUGCCGCCAGUGUGCAAACAGGCUGGGGCAAACACGUUUGCAGUCCCAACUAACUCCCAGUGAUUGCACUUUUUCCUGUCUGUUACCUUUAUUAAAACAUUAUUACAAUUAUUAACUACCUGGACAUAGAAGUGAUGAUAUUUGUGUAAUAAAUUAUGAACAUUGCAACAAAA
Molecule: messenger RNA, 5286 nt
Organism: Conger conger (European conger)
Lineage: Eukaryota; Metazoa; Chordata; Actinopteri; Anguilliformes; Congridae
Product: synergin gamma-like
Exons: 21
Coding region: 31-3984 (1317 amino acids)
Cellular component (GO): clathrin coat of trans-Golgi network vesicle
Molecular function (GO): protein binding
Source: RefSeq, a predicted model, not a curated record